Phalaenopsis equestris is the source of this 1554-nucleotide messenger RNA. RefSeq names its product fasciclin-like arabinogalactan protein 8. Gene Ontology annotation, cellular component: plasma membrane. The record is from RefSeq and is a predicted model, not a curated record. NCBI's taxonomy places the organism in Eukaryota, Viridiplantae, Streptophyta, Magnoliopsida, Asparagales, Orchidaceae. Bases 56 to 1324 code for a protein of 422 amino acids. The transcript has a single exon.
GUCCAGAAACCGUUCCGUCUUCCAUUCAGUAGGAGAGAGAUCAGUGAAGACAACAAUGGCGAAGAAUGUGCUAUCUUCUUCCCUUCUAAUGGCAGCAAUGGUUCUCUCAUUGUGGGCAGCAUCAGCGAGAGGUCACAACAUAACCGCGAUCCUUGAUGGCUUCCCGGAUUACAGCGUAUACAACAGCUACAUGUCGCAGACGAAGGUCGCCGACGAGGUAAACUCUCGGGAGACGGUGACCUGCCUCGUACUCCCAAACGCAGCCAUGUCCGCUUUAGCCGCGAAGCACAGCCUUGCCGCCAUCAAGAACGCACUCCGCCUUCUUGUUCUUCUUGACUACUUCGACCCCCAGAAGCUCCACGACAUCUCCCAAGGAACUACUCUCACAACCACUCUCUACCAGACCACCGGCAACGCACCAGGCAACCUGGGAUUCGUCAACAUAACCAAUGUCCGCGGUGGCCGCGUAGCCUUUGGUCCCGCCUCCCCCGGCUCCAAACUCGCAUCGGUUUACACCAAAUCUGUCCGCCAGAUCCCUUACAACAUCUCUGUUCUCGAGAUCUCCGCCCCGAUUAUCUUCCCCGGACUGCUUGACGCUCCUACAGCUGCCGGUUCAAACCUCACCGCACUUCUUGAGAAGGCCGGAUGCAAGACAUUCGCUGCCCUACUCGUCUCCACCGGCUUACUCAAGAAUCUUCAGCCUGCAAUGGAUAAGGGACUCACCCUGUUCGCCCCCAACGAUGAAGCGUUCAAGGCAGACGGCGUCCCAAAUUUGAACUCUCUCAGCAGUGCCGACCUUGUUACUCUGCUCCAGUACCAUGUUCUCUUGUCCUACACACCGAAGGAGUCCCUUAAGUCUGCAGAUCACCCGAUCUCCACUAUGGCGACGGGCUCCUCUGGUAAGUUCGAUCUCACUGUAUCUUCUCAAGGCGACGACGUUACGCUCCACACGGGAGUCGAUUCCUCCCGAGUGGCUAACACAGUCUUGGACGAUACUCCUGUUUCCGUUCUAACCAUCGACAGCGUACUUCUUCCCAUCGAGCUCUUUGGACAUGGUCCGGCUCCAGCUCCUGCUCCGUCUUCUCUGCCUCCUUCACCUUUGCCGUCUACGCCAGCACCAGCCCCUGCGGCGAAGUCCGCGAAAGCUCCGUCUCCAUUGCCGCUGUCUCCACCGGCGCCGCCGACCUCAUCUCCGGUGGAUUCACCACAGGCGGCUUCAGACAAGGCCGAUGACAAGAACUCGUCUGCAGCGGCGGAGAUGGUGCGAUCGAUUGCUACGCUGAUGGCAUUCGCCUCCGCUGCGUUGUGGAUGUUGGUGGUGUGAGGGAAGGAAAGGAGAAGUUUUUCGGUUAAAAAUGUGAGAUGAGACUGAUCGACGCCAUGGAAUUUCUACAGUGAUCAUCUCUUUUCUUUUUUUGAUUUGGGUUCCUUAUUUGUUGUUAUUUUCGUGUGUAAUUUUUUUUACUGGCGAGGGCAAUGCUUGUUUUGCCUUUUAGACGGUGAUUGGGUUUGUGAUUUUUUUGCUCCUCUUUUGACUGUUUCUCUCUUUUUUUA